AUGCUGCAGGUUCUCGAAGGUUCGAUUGGGAUGGCCCGGGAUCCUGCGGAGCCCUUGGCUCUCGGCCUCAUCAUUCAGGAUUGCGACAUCCAACAGCCAACAGGCUCCGCAGAGGCUGCAGCCCCGUCCUUGGAGUUGCCCCCCGCCGAAGGCCCGCCGGCUUGUCCGGACGAGGCUGCGUCACCAGCCACCGUCGAUGUGGCGUGCCCUCGCACCGAAGAAGAGGAGCUCGAGCUGUCGGACGGCAAGGAGGUCAGCACAAAAGGCCUGGCAGCAGCCGAGGCUGUCACUUGCAGUGACUCGGAGAAUGAAGCAUGGACGUGUGUCGACUGCAAGUGUCCUCUACCGUGGGGGUCCGAUUGGCGUCAGGAAGAUACAGUUUUUUAUUGCAAGCCGUGCUUCAAUGACUUUGACAACAGGUGGUGGGAUUUUCACACCCGAGACGUCGUGGACACCGACCCGGCUCAUGAUGAGAGAUGUCAAGACAAGCUGCCCGACUUGGGGGCGUCUGACACCCCAGAUGCGCUCCAAUCCAGAUCCGUGGCGGGUACGGUGCUAAUCCAACUCUUGAAGCCUCUGCUGCAAGGCAAUCUCCACGCCGAUGCUCGCUUGUCAGGGGUUGACUCACUGGCAGUCCUGACCCUUUGCCGUCAGCUCCGCAUGGCCAUUCCCCAUCUGACAAUACGGCCGCAAGAUGUUUUCCAGUGCAGUACUGUCCAGGAUCUGUUGAGCAUGGUCGAGAAAGAGACGGACUCAAUCGAGAUGCAGAAAGAGAUGGCACCAGGAGUCGUGGGAGACGUGGGCGUCGGUCGAGCGGUUUGGUUUGCACCGGGUCAGGUGAAGAGUACCUGCAAAUGGCUUUAUGGCUGCCGUGGUUUGUUGGACGAGCGCUGCUUCAGGCGUGCUGCUGCGCAGCUUAUUGCUCGGCAUGAAGGCUUACGUGCAGAGUUUGAAGAUGGGGCAGGAAUGGAGAUCCUUCGCUUCAUGCGCGAUGUCGUUCCUCUUCAUCUCGUGAUCUGGCAAGAGCUGGAGAAGCUGAAGCUUGAUGGAUUUUCCAAGCGCUUGGUGCGGGGCUGCCGGAGGCUCGUCUCGGCGGCUUUCAAAGGCAGUUGGCCUCGAUCGGUAGCUCAACGUGUAACGAAGAACUUCUUGGAAGACAGGAUCUGGGUGGUGCAUUGCAAAACCUGGCGAGAAGUAGAGCAAGCAUCCCAUCGGCUGCGACAAGAAUGGGAGGUGCCUUUUACCCUGGGGCUCUUCUUGCUCAAAGGGGAUGCGAAGCAACCAGUCGAGCACGGAAAGUUGCCCGGAGAAGCUGACAGCCCAGAGGACUGGGGUGCUCCAAGCAGCUUUCUUCAGUUCGUGGUUUCCCAUGCUUACUCUGACGGCUACAGUGGUGUGCCCUUGGUGCAAGAUUUUGCAUCGCUCUACGUUCAGGAGGAGGAAGUUCUGCUAACAAGCCCGAGUACGCUGCAGCCAGCGAGUUACGCGGGCAGGUCGGACUUGAAUUCUCUUGUCCCCUUGCCUUGUGGUGCUGCCUUUGAGGUGUUGGAAUCGAGGCUGUUUGCCGCGAUGGACUUCCAGCCACCGUGGAGCAAUCCGGAGCAGCUUUCGCUACGGGCUGGCAUUUUUGACGAAUUGCCGAAGCGUCCACCCUGGGUUUACGACCACGAGGUUCUUCUGGAGGGCUCGGCAGUGGAAGCGCUCCAGAGAAAUGCAAAAUCGUACGGGCUGCCAUUUGACGUGGUGUUGCUUUCUGUCGUUUUGGCGGCAAGCUUCAAAGCAACAUGGAGUCAGGAGAAACUCAGGUGUUUCUACAAAGGUGUAUCGUCUCAGGACUUUGAGGCUUCCAAGACUGAGUUGUCCCUUCCAUUGACUCUCUACGCACCGAUGCGAGAUGGAAGCUUGAACGACGCCAUGGUGGGCCUCUUUAGUGAUUGGAGGGAUGUGACAAUUGCCUGCAGCUCGUCAGUUAGCCUGUUGGGCUUUUGUUUGGAUGUUGCGGAUCUUAUCCGCUUCCGCAGGUGGGCAAUGUUCGACCCGGUUCAGAACUCCAACAACAUUUUAGUCAACAUCCUCCCGCUAGACGAGCAGGCACGAGGUCGGCAGCACUUCAAGCAGACCCGAGCCCAUGAGUAUGGUGGCAUGCGCCAGGCAGCAGCCGAUCGCCGCAGGGCGUACAAGGCUCCACACCGCCCAAUGCGGAUAACAUUGGAACAAGAGGCUCCGGAUGCAUGGUGGGUCAACCUGAACAUCAAUGCCGACUUUUUUUCGACUUCUUGGUGUCGUUCAUUCGUAAAGAACUUGAAGGAGUGUGUGCAGGAUUUGCAGCGCCAACCGUUGCGGCCAGUACUGGUUGCAGGUGCAGGUUGA
Messenger RNA from Symbiodinium necroappetens, 2370 nucleotides. Lineage: Eukaryota; Dinophyceae; Suessiales; Symbiodiniaceae. The record is from the annotation of a GenBank genome assembly.